CGGUGGGACUCACGAGCGAAGGAGACAGCAUAGUUUGUCAACUUCUCCUCGUGUUUGGCGUGUUUUGACUGGAACCCAAUGUGCUGUUUUCCGUCCACUGACCCAGUUUAGUGGCAGUGGGGACAAAGUAAGUGCAGCAUAAGCGAAGUUUGUCGAUGGAAAAAAAAGACAACAAUGACUGAAGUGUUGAUGGGUUGAACAGCGAAGUUUCUUGUCUCGUGUUCGACUCACAAGCGAGUGGCAGAGCGAGUGGCUUCUUCAAAACACCCCGGCAUUCAACUCACACAUCGAUGGAAGCUUGUGGAGAGAGCUACUGCUACGGAUAAUUGGCAGGUGACUGCUCAAUUACUGUUCCUACUUCAUCUGUUCAUCUUGAUCGCUCAAAAUGAGUGGGCCACCUACGCCAACAAAACAACAGGGUAAUUACCGUCCCGUUACGCCAAGCCCUACAGUGUCUGGUGUGUCGAAAAUAGGGGAUGAGGACCUACGACGGAAAGGGACAGAGGAACUUGUGCGUCUAGUCAGAAAACUGGAAUCUGACUAUAGAGGCCUGAUGUUAGAACAUAGCAAUCUGAUGAAGGACAUUAAUAGACGCAUGCAGAUAAACCUGUUAGAGAUUCGUGGGCUAAAGGACAUUAACCAGAAACUUCAGGAUGACAACCAGGAGUUGCGGGACCUUUGCUGUUUCCUGGAUGACGAUCGCCAACGGGGAAGGAAACUGGCCCGGGAGUGGCAGAGGUUUGGGCGUUACACUGCCAGCGUCAUGCGCAGCGAGGUUACCGCUUACCAAGACAAGCUGAGUGACCUCGAGUCGAAACAGGACUCGUUGAUAUCGGAUAAUAUGGAGCUGAAGGAGCUGUGCUUGUAUCUUGACCAAGAGAGAAUGCGCUUCACCCCUGAUCGUGACGAGGGUGACGGCAGCAGUAAUACGACCACAGCCAGCGAGGUUCGUAUGGAGGACAGCCAGCCUGGCUCUCAGGGCACUACGGACACCUCUUCUGACAACUCUACACGACAAAGAACCCCUGUCAAUGAUGCCACAGCGCAAUACAUUCGUCAGUUAGAAGAAAAAGUGCGUCAGCUUGAAGAGGAGAAAAGACAGUUGGCACAGAAAGUGGAAAGGAAUGGUGCGGAAGGUUACAGACCAGGGGAGAGGAAAUACGGAGGUGCCCCACAGCUUCACCCUACCCCUCCCCAGCAUUCUCAUUUGUCACCCUACCCUGCCCUUCCCUCGUCACACCUUAAUUAUUCAUACCCAAAUCAUCCUCAGCAGUAUAAUGGGACAAGCCAUCGACCUGACAUGCCACCAAGUCGUCCCUCCCCAUAUGCAAACCCCAAAUCACUGAGUGGCCCAUCCAAACCAGAAGCUGUGGUGCAUGCUAUGAAAGUAUUAGAGGUUCAUGAUCAGCUGGAACGUCACCCCCACCCCGACACCAGUGACCAGGACAUGAGUGAUAAGGAACGGGCUAUAGUCAGGGAGAUGUGCAACGUUGUGUGGAGAAAAUUGGGGGAUGUGGGAGGCAGCAGUGAGAGACGUCCGCCCCCGAAAACUACUCAACAGAACUACAUGGAACCUCAACCAAGACCCCAAACCCAGGCCUCUCACAGGGGCCCCUCCCCUAUGUCCACGGGCUCCCUCCCCAUGAGUCUUCCUCCACAGAGCCCACCACCACCACCCACCUACCGUGGACCCACCCCAAUGCCUUAUAUGGAGAAGAGGUCAACAUACCUGGAUGACAGGGGUUAUCGGUAAUCAGGAGUCAACUUAAAAGUUCACAGUGUGAAACACAUCUGUAUUAAGAUUUAGAGUAGGUUCUAGUGCACAUGACCAAUAUGGGGCUAGAGGUAGAUAAACAGCAAUAUGUAUCUCUUUGUUAAACAUUGUAACCCUUGGCAAUCAAACAUAUAAGAGGGUUUGCUUGACCUACGCAUGUAAUUUUGGCAGCCAUACUGGAGUACAGCUGCUUUGCCAGCCCAUGUGAACAGAACACCAAUCUGGCUGACUAGCUGUUGUAGUGCUAGUGGGAUGAUGUCACACGCAACCCUCCUCUCUGCAGGACAUUUUGUGUGUAUUUAUGAUGUGAAUCUUUGGGACACCUGAAAUUGUAAAAUAUGGGAUAGAAUUAUUCAGGGCAGCUGACCAUUCUACAGAACCACCAGUCUAGAGCUGCUUAGUUAAAUGCGCAGUUAUGUGGCCUCCGUGACCUCGUGGGAUGGUGCUAGUGCAGAACAGUGACUUGCGGAACCUCUCAUCAAAGCCGUCGCUUUGAGGUAAAGUCCAACUCAUGGUGGCUUUCCCUUUAGUCGUACGUGCGAUGGUCUGCCAGAAACCUCUGGAUGUUCGUGGCUUUCCCUGCACUCUGCCCCAUGUUUCCUCCCGUCUGCUGGCUGCAGUCGUAUAAGUGAAAUAUUCUUGAGUAUGAUGUAAAACACCAAACAAAUAAACAAAUUGUCCUGUACACCACCAUAAUGUUCGCCACCUUCAUACGAGUGAAAUAUAAGGCAACUCUAAUCAGAUACAUGAAUAAAUCGGCUUGCGCUUCUGCUUGUCUGCCAUAUGACCUCUUCUGCGCAUGUGUACUGAUGCACUUGUAACUGCCAUCUGGCUUCAUAGCAUCUCUGAUCAUGUGCAGCCAUUCCUUUGAAUGCAUCACUACUAAAAGUUAUAUACCACAGACGUUGUUAGGAAAUCAGCAAUGUCAGUGAAAUAUGAAAACAUUGUCAUGUGACUAUUUACCUCAGUAGACUAAGGCAUGCAGCAUGCUUAUGUGAGAGCAAGUCACAAAGUAGACUGACAAUUCCUCUGAAAACAAGGUUAGAUUUGAAAUGUUACUCCGUUGUUAUAUUCAUCACUUUUUAGACACCAUUUUGUGACCAGGGUAACUACAUGUAUUUUGCUGAACACAAUACUCAGGUGUUUGAUGAAAUAUGCAAGUCAUUCUUUGAAAUAUGUCAUGGAAGUUGUGCUCUAUUAAAAUGUGAUAACAGUUCAAUGAUUAAGUUUUCUAAGGUUCUAAGAACUAAGUUUGUCACCACAUAUCUGUAAAAAUAGAAUGAUUUAAGUUCAUUACUUUUU
Messenger RNA from Liolophura sinensis, 3076 nucleotides. RefSeq names its product coiled-coil domain-containing protein 85C-like. NCBI's taxonomy places the organism in Eukaryota, Metazoa, Mollusca, Polyplacophora, Chitonida, Chitonidae. The record is from RefSeq and is a predicted model, not a curated record. Bases 386 to 1753 code for a protein of 455 amino acids. The transcript has 7 exons.